CAUCCACUCCCCAUCAUCAAUUGAGAUAGACUUUCGCAGGUCUCCUGACCGAGCUCCUCGGUUUCUCCACAUAGUAGUAUGACGGGCUCCGUCGAUGUCGGUGGCGAUGGCGCGCUCGGUUGGUAGGCAGAUUGGUCUCCCCAUAGUCGGGCUCGCUUUCCAUCUCAUGAUUCAUGGCACAGAGCUUCCAGAGCCAGAGGAGCAGCAGGGUGCCUGCCAUCGUACCGAGGACGAUACCCGCGAUGCCACCCCCGGAGAUGGAAUUGGGGCAAUUGGAGUCAUCCCGACUCUGGAGAAGGUGGAUUGGUGCCUGAGGAAGGAGGAAAAGUCAGGUGUCAAUUUCCAGCUGGUCAUGUUCAUGGAAGAUUGGACUCGGCCCGCCCGCGCGACGAGAUCCACGGAACAGCAGGACUCGACUUACCAUGGGUGUGUGGUGGUUGGUGUCAAUGUACUGUACUGACUGUACCGUGCACAAUUGAUAUUAAGAUCCAAUUGCUUUAUGGUCCCCUCAAUGCAAGCACAACCUCCAGGAAAGAAAGGAAGUCAACUAAUAGGAAAACUCAGGAGGGAUGGGAUUGGAACCAUAUAUCAUCAUCGUCA
Aspergillus uvarum CBS 121591 is the source of this 600-nucleotide messenger RNA. RefSeq lists its product as uncharacterized. The record is from RefSeq and is a predicted model, not a curated record. NCBI's taxonomy places the organism in Eukaryota, Fungi, Ascomycota, Eurotiomycetes, Eurotiales, Aspergillaceae. Bases 107 to 460 code for a protein of 117 amino acids. The transcript has a single exon.